Molecule: messenger RNA, 581 nt
Organism: Drosophila elegans
Lineage: Eukaryota; Metazoa; Arthropoda; Insecta; Diptera; Drosophilidae
Product: protein FAM32A-like
Exons: 1
Coding region: 93-446 (117 amino acids)
Cellular component (GO): nucleolus
Source: RefSeq, a predicted model, not a curated record
CAGUGCCACCUCUGUUUCUGACUGGUUGUAAACAAAAACAAGGACAAUUUUUAAGUUUUUAUCAAUAUUUGACUGGGAGAACCACCGAAACCAUGUCCGACGAGUACGCUUGCGUGGCUAAGGGCAAACUCAAGCUGAAGAACGACUCAGAUCUGAAGAAGAAGAAAAAGAAGAAGAGCAAGGACAAGGAGAAGGAGCUGCAAAAAUCGUAUGUGGAGCAGCAACUGGCGGAGACGGGCGCCACCUCGUCUUCCGGCGCCAGUGGCUACGAGCGCAAGCUCACCAAGGCAGAGCUGGCCAGCAAGAAGCAGCAGGAGAAGAUGCGCAACAAGCGGAUAAUGGACAAGGCGCAGACCACUCACAAGGAGCGCGUCGAGAAGUUCAACGAGCAUCUAGACACCCUAACCGAGCACUUCGACAUCCCCAAAGUGUCCUGGACGAAGUGAGGCCAACGCACUCGUAACUUAAAGCAUACAUUUAUUAUUAGGUUAAGUAAUUUCGACUAUGUUGUGACCUGUGGGCGCGGGGAAAGUGAGAGAGAGGCCAAAUAAACAAUCCGGAUGGCACACAACUAAGCUAAA